AUGUACGCACACAAAGAUCGCGCCGAAGAUUGGUGGCCUGCGAUAGCUCAUCCUCGAACACUUCCAUUUCACGAUGUUUCGUUAGACAGCGAUAAACUGACUGUCAGCCACACUAUCGAGGCUCUUGACGAAGAAAUUUUGGCCCUCCGGCAACUGACAUCGGCGAUUUCCGCCCGUAGGAACAGGCUGGCUGGUAUUCAUAAGCUCCCUGCAGAGCUGCUGGAACGCUGCUUUUGGUGGCUGUCUCUCAUGAACCCACCGGAAGCGACUGUGCAGAAACCGCCAGGGUGGAGUUUGGUCGAGCCAACUUGGAUAAGUUAUAGUGAACUACCUCGGCAGCGUCACAUAGGAUGGAUCAAGGUCACUCAUGUCUGCCGGCAUUGGCGAGCUAUAUCCGUCAAUGACAGCACCCUAUGGAAUGCUCCUUCCUCUGAUCUAGGCUAUCACUGGGACGUUGAGAUGUCCUCCCGCGCUCAAUGCGUACCCCUCAUCAUCUCUCACACGAUCGCUAUCUACGAGGAUUUGCGUUAUGCAGAGCAAAUGUUUCCUAUGCGUAUACCGCACACAAAAGACCUCUUUAUUCGGACUACGAAGGAGCUUAUGGGCGAAGUCUUGGAAAGCGCAUUCUCUCUAUCCGCUCCCUUGUUGUCGAGACUCGAUUUAUGCGAGCUCGGCUAUGACGAGGAGCCACUCCCGGACCCCGAGCUUGUCGAAACGCUUGAGGUCGAACACGAUGCUUGCAUUCCACCCAUUGUAUUCGGGCAUAACCGACUAGAGCACCUCAGACUACAGGGCAUCCCGUUGCCUCGAGCUCUUACAUCAUUUAGCAAUCUUGCCAGCCUCUCUUUGACCGAAUCUGUUCGCUUCGAUGGCGAUGAGGAGCUUGAUCUGUCUCCUUCAGACAUACAUAGUAUACUCCAAGGCCUUCCAAAGCUGCGGGAGCUACUCCUUCACCGCUGUUUUUCAAUCCACACUUAUCCCACACCGGUCGGGAUCAAGUCCGUAUCUCUGAACGAACUUGUAACCCUUGACAUCGAAGACAGAUCCCACGCUGUUCGUGAUCUUUUAGUUGGGCUGGUCCUUCCACCUUCAUCUUCCGUAUUUCUGCACAUGUGGAUCAAAAACGAAAACCUUCACCUCGAGGACGAGCACCCCAUUACCUCUAUUUUUGGCGGUCCCUUGGCGGGCCAUUCCUUAUCCGCCACAAACAUAUGCACAGUGAUGAUAGAUCCCGAUUUCCCGUCGAGAGGGGCCUAUUCGGCCGCCAAAAUAACAGCGUGGCCAGUCAACCUUCUCCUUCAUGGGCCCCUCGACAUCUCCAGCAUUACCUAUCGCCCUUACAUGUCUCUGUCGUGGAAUUGUCAUCAUACAUCCAUUGACCCCCCGAGAUCCGUGCUUCCUCAGCUACUCGCUAAAUGGGACACGAGUCAUGUCCAAGCUCUGAUACUACGUCGCGGUUCACUAUCACACAGCUCAGGAUUUGUAUUUCCUGACGCAUUUCCGAACGUUCAGCAAUUUCACCUCGAUGAUUUGGAUCUUUGUUUACUUGGUCCUCCCCCAUAUCACGACGCGCUCCGGACCGUGCUCUUGGGUCGGGAUGCGGAGGGGGCCUUGGGACAUGCUCCGGUUGUGUUUCAAAAAUUGGCGUCUAUAUCGUUGCGCUGCACCGACCUUACAUUGCUCUGGGAGCCGAAUCUACUCCUGUGGCGUCGUGAAUUGCUCUGUCUUCUCAGAGACCGAAGAUCACGUCAGGACCAUCCCACUUCACUCAAUUCGCUGCACUUUGUGGCAUAUGAGACAGUGGUCGAUGUAAGCUUCGCGGAGGAACUGAGAGAGAUUGUUCCCGUUGUGCGGUGGGAUCCCUAGGCCUAGGUGGCGGGCGAGCUUUGAUGAACGAAAAGGCGAGCCAUGGUGU
This is a messenger RNA of Stereum hirsutum FP-91666 SS1, 1915 nucleotides long. RefSeq lists its product as uncharacterized. Bases 1 to 1866 code for a protein of 621 amino acids. The record is from RefSeq and is a predicted model, not a curated record. The transcript is spliced from 3 exons. NCBI's taxonomy places the organism in Eukaryota, Fungi, Basidiomycota, Agaricomycetes, Russulales, Stereaceae.